Daphnia pulicaria is the source of this 11302-nucleotide messenger RNA. RefSeq names its product mediator of RNA polymerase II transcription subunit 13-like (gene skd). Lineage: Eukaryota; Metazoa; Arthropoda; Branchiopoda; Diplostraca; Daphniidae. The coding region runs from base 781 to 9030 and encodes 2749 amino acids. Gene Ontology annotation, biological process: regulation of transcription by RNA polymerase II. Gene Ontology annotation, molecular function: transcription coregulator activity. The record is from RefSeq and is a predicted model, not a curated record. Gene Ontology annotation, cellular component: mediator complex. The transcript is spliced from 13 exons.
AUUUUUUUACAUUUAACAGGAAAAGAAAGCGUUGUCCUCAUUACGUUUUUUAGCCUACAAUGUGAAUUAGAAUGUUUCUAGAAAUUAAAAAUCCAGAGUCUGUCUUUUCGAUAAAAGACUUAGAUGACGUAAUGAUAAAGUUAAAUAUAAAAUGGAGAGAAAUGUCGAAUGAGGGUUUGCUGUCAAAAGUAGAUUGAGAGUCACGUGACGGCUGUGUGGGCCAAUGAGAAGGAGGCAGUAUGGCGACGCUCGCUCAAACUGGCAAUGUCUUGUCGUUGGUCGGCCAUUGAAAGUUAGGCUAGGUGUACGAGCUAGGAGUCUCGGUUUCUUCUGCGUGUGCUGCGGCGCUCCAAAAUUCCCAAAGACACCAUGGCUUGUUGGUGAAAUUGACUGGAUUUUCGUCUAAUCUUUCCUUCUCGUCUUGAUCGUGUCAUUUUUUCGCUAGUGAGUUGUCCGAUUCCAACGAGAACCAAGUGUGAGAGAAAGGGAGAGAGGCGCCCUCGAAGAAGAAGAAGAAGUUUGUGUCUGUGUGUGUGUGUGCGCCCCGACAACUUUGGUGUGUGUGUGUGAUGCGUUUCAAAGUGUAAAAACGUUGCAAGCCAUGAUGAUGCUCAUCGACGAGGGAAACAAUCCGUUCGAUUGAGUGAAAAAGGUGUAUAAUUGCUUUCAAAGUUCAACAUCAUACACACGGCGUUCUGUGUGUGUGUGUGUGUGUGUAUAGUGCCGUGUGUGUGUGAGCGAGCGUAAACCUCCCUCCCACUCUUCCCACCAUACACACAAAUGGCCCAUCCGAAUUCGCAAACCAAUGGAGCUAGCUUAGAAGAUUGCCACACCAACUUCUUUGCCCUGACGGAUCUGUGUGGCAUCCGAUGGAGGAAGCUAACUUCAGAAGGGUACAGCCCUCAACCUGGUGGUGGGGGAGUGUACGGUGGGCAGCAGGGCAACCCACAUCAGCAGCAGAUGCGUGGGAUGGCUGGAGGAACCCAGCAGCCUUGGGAUUACCUCAAUGAUCCUGUUCUCUUGUCUUACUGGCGAUGCCUUUCGAAUGACAUCCUCUGUGUUUGGAGGAGGAUCCCAUCUGCCUCUUCUGCGUCUAGCCCUGGUGGCUCAUCAGCAUUCCCACCAUCGUUUCCCAGUGGCUUCCCCAAUCCCCAGUCCAGCACACAACAGGGUUCAAAUGGAUUGAGUACUCUGAGCGGGGCUAAAGAGUUGUGGAUAUUCUGGUAUGGUGAUACAUCUCCAGACCUCAGUAGCCUUGUUGUGCCAGAGAUCCUCAACAUGGAGGGUGAGCAUGGAUCCUGGGAGAAUGGACUCUCCUACGAGUGCAGAUCCUUGCUCUUCAAAGCCCUUCACAAUCUCAUUGAGAGGUGUUUGCUGUCAAGAGAUUUCAUCCGAUUGGGUAAGUGGUUUGUGCAGCCACAGGAAGGAGUGGAUUCUGCCUGCACUCAACAACAGCAAAACCAGCAACCGGAUUCCUCCAACCCUACAACCACCAUUCCAGCCAGGAACGGUCACUUGUCGUUUUCAUUUUCGUUUUUCGUCCACGGAGAGUCGACUGUUUGCGCCAGCAUCGACGUCCGUCAACACCCAGUCGUACGCAAGACCACCCACAGGCAUUUAGCCGCCGCACAGGCCACAAGCGGUGGAGUCCAUGUUAUGUUGGCUCCUUACGGCCUAGCGGGCGUACUGACUGGCGUUUCCUACCGGUCAGCCACUGACCACGUAACCCGCAAGCUGAUGGAAGAAUGGCGCCAAUACUACCCUGUUGAAUGCGGUGGCAAUAACAGCCCGCAAACUGCAGCAGGAGCUGGACAGCAACAGCGAGGUCCAGGUCCCGGUGGCGGCCUGGGAGGAUUAGAAGCUGCAUCGGACACGGAAGAUAUGGUGGAAGUCAUCGUCGGCAAUGUCCGCAUGCGCUAUCCAACGUGCUACGUUAUGGUCUGUGAUGCGGACAGUGCGGCUAAUUCGGCUGCCUUCAACCAACUGGCGACUUCCGAAGGGGGAAUGCUGAUGACUCCACCAGCAUCGCCUCCUCUGACAUCAAAUCCGGCGAGUAUAUCUCGCAGUAUUAGCCAUUCCGCCGUAGUGUCAUCCCUGACGUCGUCGUCCGCUGUUACUUCCGCUCACCACUCAUCGUCGUCGCAGCAGCAACUGAUUUCCACCGUGCCCAGCUCCACGGCCGCUGCGCUGAAUCGGAUUGCACAAGCGGCUCAUUCCUGGAGACCCGAAGAAGCUCGACGAUUGGCUGAGCAAGCCUGGCAAGACAGUCUUCUCUCGCCGGCUGGUCUGCUCCCACAGCCCAAACCCUCCGUUGAUCCAGCUGCAUCUGCUGUGGUGCCAUCCUCCCCGGCUACCAGCACCACCCCGACGACCGACAAAGAUUCCACGGCGAAUCUUUGGGAUUUUGUCGAUCCCACAACCAAGAACAGCUGCAUCUGUGUCAAGUCGAGACGGAAUAAAACUGGAAGCAGUGUCCAGGGCAACGGCGUCGGCAGCAAUUCCAGCGCCAAGAUGGCUUCUACCACUCCAUUGAACACUUCUUCUUCAUCCUCCUCCUCCUCUAUCCCGUCCUCUUCUUCUUCUUCCUCCUCUUCUUCCGGCAAGAGAGGCGGCGGUGUGCAUCCAUUCCACCACCGCCCGACCUAUGCAGCUCCGACUCGGGCCCAAUCGACUGUCGCUAGUGUUGGGCAAAAGCUGUUGCCGGACAACAAUAACGCCACGGCCGCCCUUCCGCCGGGAAGUGGAUCAGGGUCGGUCGAAGGCGGUCAAGAUAGGGUCAACAGAGCGGGAACGGCGAAUCCGACGAGUACAGGUGGCGCCACCACGCCGGCACCAGCUCCAGCCCUGCCGACUUACCAGCGGAGCCAGGCGGCUCUCCGUGGGCCCGCCAGCCAACAAAGUCAGCAGCAACAGCAUUCCAAUCACGGCAUGAACUCGAGUGGCAACAGCAACAGCGUCGGGCCGUUCACGCUGGCUUCGCCGGCUUCGGUUGCCCCGCCAACGCCCCACUCUCACGCUCCGCCCAGCGUCCCGCCCAUGGAUUCGUCGCUUCCGUUGUCGAGUCCUCAUCCACCAGCAUCGAAUGACCCAUCGUCCAACUUUAUCCCGUCGACGCCGUCGGCCAGCGACCAUAACAUGACGUCGCAGGAUCAGAACUGCAGCCGAGCCACUCCUGGUGGAGCGGCCCACACUCCGGGUGGAGGACCCAAAUCGAAUCAAGCCGCCUAUUCGCCUUACGUUGCCCUGCCGAGCGUCGACACCCCCGGUUGGCCUCACUCGGCCGGUGGAGGUGGAGGCAGCGGCUCUUGUCACGCCACUCAGCCGCGCAGCAGUGCCGGGCAGCAGCCCGCCAGUUGUGGCCCUGCCACUUCGGUGGCCCCAACGACACCCAACGUCGGCAGCGGUGGAGGAAGUGGUGGCGAAAGAGCCAAUGGCGGUGGAAGCACCUGCUCCACUGCCGAUCUCUAUGGAAUCAAAAAGAUUGUACUUCCUCAGAAAGAGUACGAGGAAGAACUCAAGGAAGGAGAAACCGCUCCUGGUCUGCUCUACGACUAUAGUAACAUGACGGCCUGGUUGUUUCAUCCGGUCAAGCGAAUGAAAGUAGGCAACAACUCCUCGAAUGGGGACCGACCAACGGAUUCCUCUGACGGUGGAUCGUCUUGUAGCGGGAAGCAGAUCAACGGCAACUUAAUGCUGGACAUGGAAGCCAGAGAUGCGAUCGAGUACGACGAGGAUGGCGUCCACAACGGCCAAUCCCGCAAGAGGAAGGAGCCUGACUCUGGUCGUGACGAGGACAGCAACUCGUUGAACUCGGCCAACGCAGCCGGUGGAGCAGCUAAACCAGUGAAUCCAAGUUCGCUCUUCACCAGCGAGGGCCUCCAGGCGUCCUAUCAGGACUUGGACAAGAUUUUCGACAAUUCAGACGAGUCGAACGACACGUGCCCUGUGCCUACGCCGCCCGGAUCGAACAAACCGGCCGGACUCCCAGAAGACACGGCUCUCAUGGGACACGGCCACCACAAAGCGCCGCGUGGUGGCAUCACGGCAGCUCACCCGUCACCAGGAACGACCAUGCUGGGCGGCCACCACUUGACGGCCGGUGGAGUCAACAUUUUGGCCUCGGCCGAAUUCUCCAACAUGUUCCCGACGCCGCCGUCCCACGAACAUCCCAUGCAAUCGCCGUGCGGACAGAUGGAAGGAUCGGUGGAUUUGUUGGGCGGCGACAUGAACAAUUCCGGGCACAACGGCAUCAAGAGUGAGCCGGGCUCCGGUCACUCGCUCAACGGCUGCAGUCCGACAUAUCUACAAGAGGACAGCGCUAACAAGGACUGGUCCUACGUCUACCGGCCACCCACUGUCUGGAAAGUUGCCAAUUCCUCCAAGUACGCGCCGCUUCCGAUCCUGCCCAGCCAGACGAUGAGUCCUUUAUUCCUACCCGCGCCUUACCGGCCCUCUAGCAGCAGCAAUAGCUCGGCCAACCACUCGUCGGGAAUUGUGGAAGUGCCUCGCGGACCCAUGAUGCAGCAGCAGCAACAACAACAUGCCUCGAUCCGGCCGUUCCAGCGGCUUCAGUCGAUGGUGUCUCCCAUGCAGCAGCAUUUCUCACGCGGUGCCGGUCCGGCGCCUUUCAGCCCCAUCUCUCCGUCUCCGUACGGCAUGGAUGGUGGGCCGCCGCCUUUCGGCGGUAUGCCCGGCCACGGGCAGAUCCAGCGCCCUGGAAUGAACAUGGGCGGUUUCCCGCCUACACUGAAGCAGCUGCUGCAACCUCAACAGGGUCAGGGUCAACCACCUGGGUUCCCUCAGCACCAGUCUGGAUUCCCGCACCACCAUCCACCACAGCAGCAACUCCAGCUGCAGAUCCAGCAGCAGCAGCAACAACACCACCACCAACAACAACAACAACCGCAAUCGGUCAACAACAGCAACAACAUGAGCAACCACUCGAACUUGCCCGAAUGCCAUUCUCUGAUGGUGAACAUUGUCCUGGGCGACUCGAUGCUCAACAUCUUCCGCGAUCACAACUUUGACAGCUGCACCGUUUGCGUUUGCAGCGACGGACAGAAUUGGGUGGGCACGAUACGCGGGCAAGACGCCGUGUAUUACCUUCCAGAGUCGUCGAACGCGCGUUCGUCGUCGAUGAGAGCGUUGCCCAGCUCAUCGCAAUUCCCCGGAAUGGGCGGCGGUCCAGGCUCGUUGGGUCUGCCUCCUCCGCCGAUGAACAACCUGGAGGAGGAAAGCUGCCGGUGCAACUGCGGGUUCAGCGCCCUGGUGAACCGCCACCUUGCCCAUCAGGCCGGCCUCUUUUACGAAGACGAAGUGGAGAUUGUUGGCGCCAACGCCACCCGAGAUCCCGGCCAGUUCAAGCGCGGCUCUCUGUACGCCGUCUGCCACUCAUCGGAUAAACAGGAACAGCAGAUGCUGAUGCGAUCUCGCAUGCUCGACUGCGGACCCGGCCUUUCGCUCUACGGUCCGGAAGGCAACGGCAAAACGCCAGGCGGCAAAGGCGGCGACAAGGAACCAGUGGACAAGGGCGAUAUCAUCAGUCAGUCAAUCGCUGCCGUCGUCAUGGAAGCGUCGGCCCCCUUGGUCGACACUCUGCCCGUCGCCUUGAUGGAGCUGCUUCGAGAGCAGUGCCUGCUGGUCCAUCACUCGAGCAGCCCACUCUACCGGGCCGAACAGUUGCAAGCGGCCACGAGGAAGGCCUCCCUUUUGCACGCCCUCGACUACUCUGACGGAUGCGAAACGGCCCGCAAUGCCUUGACGUUAGCCUUACACAACAAUUCUCCGAUGCCCAUGGCGUCUCCUGUACACCAGCAGCAACCUCCGCCACCUUACCAGCAACAACAACAUCAACAACACCAACAACAGCAGCAGCAUCAACAACAACAACAGCAGCAUUGGAAUAACGGACCUCAAACUCCCAAUCCGUACGGUGGCAUGUCCUUCAACCCAGGCAUGGGCGGAUUUCAGGCAGGUGGACCUGUCGGUGGUCCAGGAUUCCAGGGCCCCAAUUCCGGAAACAUGCACCUGCCCAUGAGUCCUUCGCUGCACAGUCCGACGAUGCCGGUUCGAGGGAGACCGCCAACCCCGGCGUCAGUGGGCGGCAUGCCGAUGCCCCUGUCGAGUCCGGUCGGAAUGGCCAUGGCGCAAAGACAACCUCAUCCUUCUCACGGAGCACAUGGGCACUCGACCAACCAUCCGUCGACUCUGUCUGCCGGCAACAACGGACCCAUCGUCCAUUAUUGGCCGUUUUUGCACGUCCAGGGCCCCAAUUCAAGCCAGGACGUGAUCCGCGUCAUGAGAACGUUGCAGCCCCUCCUGCAGGACAGCAUCCAGAAGAAGAGGGCCGCGGCCGCCACUUUGUGGAGGGCGCCGUUCGCUGUGCAGGGUCCUCUGACUUGGCGUCAAUUCCACCGGAUGGCCGUCAGAGGCACGGAAGAUCGAUGCGAGCCUCAGCCGAUCCCUUCAGUCAUGGCCGGCUACGAUCGCGAUUGGGUGGCCAUCGGUCCGCUGGCCAUCCCACACUGGGACCGGCUCCUGCUGGAACCUUACAGCCGCCAGCGUGACGUUGCCUACAUUGUUUUGGCUCCCGAAAUGGACUACGUUUUGUCGCGGACGAAAAUCUUCUUCAAGGAGCUCUCGGCCACCUACGAGAUGUGCCGCUUUGGCCGCCACGUUCCUUACAAGGGCCUGCGGGACGGCAUUCUCCGCGUGGGCAAGAGCGCCGCCGCCAAGCUGGCCAACGACGCGGUCGACGACUGGUUCAGCAACAUCGGCGACUCGCCCAUCGCUUCCCUCCUGCGGCUCUACGCCAAAGUCUGCCGCUACCAUCUAGCGCCGACUCUCAUCAAUAUGCCGAUGGAUCGAACUCUUCUCGAUCCACCUGCGCCACCGUCAUCCAAUCGACCCAUGAACGCCGUUCCGUCGCCCAUGGCGCCUCCAUCCACCACGCCCAUUCAUCCGGGCGAUUUCGGCUCGGCCACUCAGAGCGGCAUGGGACCGCCGAAUCAGGGCGGAUCGACGCCUCUUCAGGGUUCCUCCACAUUCGGCGUUCAUCACACGUCGACGCCGUCGUCCGGCAUGACGUCAUCAGACGGUAAGCCGACUUCCCCCAAAACGGAAGACGGUGCUGAUGGAACGUCGGGUCACGGGGCUUCCGGUGCUACCGACGGAUCGGCAGCCGAUGACGAGGAGGUCGAACCUCCUUCCAUCGUCAUUUACAUCGUGGAUCCGUUCAGUUUCGGCUCAGACAAUUUGGACCUCGGGCGGUUGACGGCGUUGGGACUUUUGCGUUGCUACCACCAAAUGUUGUCGCUCCUUUCGGAGACGGUCCAGCUCAACGUGUCGCUGCAGUUGAUUUCCGCCGACGCCAUCCUCCAACUGGGCAAAGACGUGAACGGCGCCUCUCGCUACGAUUCGCUCCGAUCGCUGGCCCUCAACGUCUUUUCGCAGUGCAAGAAAUUAAUCUCACAGCCGUCGAACGUCAAAUCGCUGACGGGAUUCGGUCCGGCUGCCGCCUCGGACACGUUUCUCAAAGCCAAAGACGAGAGGAAUCGUGCUCCUUACAGGGUCUACAUCCCGGCCUACGUCCUGGCGCCGACCAAAGACAGGACGGUCUGCGACCUCGAUCCAGGUGUGUCUACCAACGGAGGGCCCGGCAGUGGCCCACUGUCAUUCUUGGCCAGGCCAGACAAGUAUUCCGUCCUCUACGUCAGCUACUGCUUAUCGGAAGAUCAGCGCUGGCUGAUUGCCGCCUGCACGGACGAGCGCGGCGAGCUGGUUGACAGCUGCACCAUCGGCAUCGACGUCCCGAACCGAACCAAGCGGAAACGAGUCUCAGUCAGGCGGUUUGGGCUCCAGCGGCUCAUGGAUUUCAUUCUGGGCGUCAUUUCCACCGGAGUUCAUCCGUGGAGGCUCGUCAUUGGCCGCGUAGGUCGAAUGGGCCACGGCGAAUUGAAAAGUUGGAGCGCCCUGCUGAGUCGCAAAAAUCUGUUGAGAGCCUCGCGACAUUUGGCCGAUAUUUGCGGCCAGUGUUCGCUCGUGUUCCCUUCGCAGGCGCCCACUUUAGUGUCGGCCUGUCUGGUCUCGCUCGAGCCGGACUCUCACUUCCGCAUGAUGCCGGAUCAAGUGACUCCCGACGAGCGUUUCGGUCAGCAGUCAGCCAACAGUCACCUGUCGACACCCGAGGACGCCUCUUGCACUCACAUCCUCGUUUUCCCCACGUCGGCCACCACUCGAUCUCCUCAGACGACGUUCCACGAGGAAAACAUCAACGGACCCGAUUUGGGAGACGACGAUCUCCUCUCUGCCCUCAACGACGACAUGGGCGACGGAUUCGAGGGGAUGAGCGGCUUUGACGACAUUUUCAUGACGUGGCCGGAAACGGACCAAGUCAAUGACGGCACCGACGAUUUGACGUCGGACAUAACGGGUGGCAACAACGGCGGGAUGAACAACAUGGGCGGCUGCGGAACUUCUCGGUCACCUGGAGCUUCGCACGGCGGCGGCGGUGGAGGUUCGCCCGGCCGUGGCGGCAUGCGCUCCAACAUGAAUCCCGAGUCGCCGUCGGGCAUGGGCGGACACCACCAUGCGGGCGGUUCCGGGCGGCAGAGUCCACGAGCGGAGCAGGAGGAAGUGGGUACGCUGCUCCAGCAGCCGCUGGCCCUCGGCUAUUACGUGUCGACGGCGCCGACGGGCGACAUGCCGUCCUGGUUCUGGUCUUCGUGCCCUCAUUUGGCGCGUGCCUGCCCGGCUUUCCUCAAGUGCGCACUUCACUUGCACAACCACGCCGUCCAGCAGAACUCGGACGACAUCCUCCUGCAGCAGCAGCAACAGCAAGUCAACAACUCGUCAAAGGUGCAUCCGCUCGACUCGCAAGUCACGACGGAUGUCCUCAGGUACGUCAUGGAAGGUUACAACGCCCUCUCUUGGCUGUCGCUCGAUCCCAAGUCUCGUGAUCGCCGCUCUUGCCUCCCCAUUCACAUCCAGCUCUUGGUGCAGCUCUACCACGCCUUGGCUGCUUUAGUCUGAAAAACAACAACAAACACAACAACAAAAUCAUUUACGACCCCUCUGAAAAAAAAAAAAGAAAAUUGUUUUCCCCGUUUCGGAAUUUCUUAACUUGACAGAAACAGAAGAAGAAAUAAUUACGAUAUUAUUAUUUAAAAGAAAAAGAAACUUAAAAAAGAAUCGAUGCCCUGUGCUGGUGUAUGCACUUCGCAAUAUCCUACUCGCCUCACCCCCUCACACUCACACAAACAAAAACACAACACGCCACCAUCUGUCAUGACAAAAACAAAACUAAAAAAACAAAAACUAAAAAAAAUAGUAUAAUAUUACAUAUGGCUCUACAUAAUGUUUUUUUUUUUCUUCUUUUUUUCUGUUGGUUCGUUCGAUUGUUGGGUCUUUCUUGUUCCCUUCUCAUAUUCGUUGACGAUUUUUCUAGUGCAAAAAGUAAAAACACCAACAAAAAAAGAAAGAAAAAAAAGAUGAAUAAUUAAUUACAUAAUAAUCUUUACAAAAAAAAUUGCGAUGGAUUUGUUAGCGUCGGGGUAUAUAUUGUGUUCCUCCUCCUUUCACGAUGUUGUUGUAUCAUCCCCCCUUUUUUUUCUAUCUUGAAAAACUUAAAAAAAAAGCAAAAGACAAAGGAACAAUAUCUUAUUAUGUAAUCAGCUUUGUGAUGGUGAUGUUUUUGUACAGGACAGUUCAAUUUCCAAAGCGUUCAUAUGGGCCACAUACCGUUUGUAAUUCUGCUCCGAAAUUAUUUUUUUUUUCGUCUCUUCCUGUAAUUUCUUUCGGUUUAAUUUUCUUUUUGGAUGGAUGGAUUUCAUUUAUACGCAUUUCUCCUCUUUACCUCUUUCUCCCUCCUUUUUUUUUAAAUUUCUUAAAAAACUAUUCUCGAAAUAUUUCCAGCGAAACAGCAGCAAUACUGGCCGUUUUGUGAGCGAAAAUUAAUCAAUUAGUUUGGGGGACAAACCAGCAACAAAAAAACCCAGGCAGUUUGUUGGGAUUUAUUGUGUUUGGUUAUUUUGUUUCUGCAGGGCCUCUAGAAGAAGAAAGAAGAGAAUGAUGAUAAUAAUAAAAUCUUAUAUAUUUCAAGUGAAUGACGGAACACAGCCCUGCCUGACUUAGAGCAAUUGAUUGUGAGUAAGAAAAAAACGAAGGUGACAUCUCGUCUGUUGUUGUUGUUUCCUAGCCCCCCUGUGCUGUACAUUCUUCUUCUCUUUGUCCUGUCCGCUUAACUCCUCUAGUGUCAACACUCAAAUCAACAUCCUCUAUUCAUCAAUUGUCAUUACCUUAAUUUUUCCUUUUGUGUGUCGAGAGAGAAAUGUAGUAGGAUGGGGGGGGGGGGGGGCGACUUAUUUUUUGAUUGUAUCCUUUUUUUUCCUUCUCUUUUUCAAAAUCUUAUCGAACGACAAGUGACCGGAGAUUCUAAAAACUAGACCGUCAUCCUUCAUCUUCUUGGUGGUAACAUGUUUUUCUUUCUUUUUCUUGAAUUUGGUCAGUUCCUCUCUCUCUCUCUCCUUCGAUUGAAUUUUGUUUUCCUUUUGAUUUCCCUUUUUGUGGAGGUUUGUCAAAUCGAAACUCUGAUCGUCCAUUUUUGUCGCGGUGUAACUGGGAAGGAAAGAAUGAACCACACACUCCUCAUCCGAUAUGCAUUUUGUACAAAACAGAAACAGCAACUUAACAAACCACAACAACACACAAACAACAACCAUUCAAUAAAAACAAGACUUAUAAUAAAAUCAUGUUGAUUUCGUGUGUGUCCCCCCUCUCCCCCCCUGAUUCACAUUAACUCCCAUACCUCCUUGUAAGCUUGUUUCUCACCUCUCAAAAUUGUCCGUGUCUCCACACACACACACACACACACAUAAUUGAAUUGUUUUUCUUUGAAAUUUUGAUGGCCUGACGGUUGUCGGGCAAAAAGUGAAAAUUGAAAACUUUCGCCCGAUGAUCGAUUGGCGAUUGCGCUAUUAUACAAAAAAAUUGAAUUUGUAAUAUGAAUUAAUAUUAUUGAUUUAUACUAUUAUGUCCAAAAGAAACUGAACUCUUUAAUCAAGUCCUCAAUCUUUUCCCCCCACGCCCAUUUUUAUUUUCAUCCAUUUAUUCUCUCUCUUUUGAUAUUCCGUCAGCGAAAAGAAAAAAAACACACAACUGCUUGCGCGAAUACAAGUAACUUUUAUACAGUAACCAACGCCAAACAGCCCCGUCCGUUUUCAAAAUUUCGUGAGUAUAUUUGUGUCAAUCCGAGUCAUUAACAGGUUGAUUGGAGAGUACAGCAGUUGAGUUAGCGGAAGAGUAU